AUAGCGAUUAUGCUGCUGAUGCUGCCUCUGAUCUACGUGGCUCUUAUAAGGAAAGAGAAAGAGCGAAAAUAUCUCUGUUUCUCUCUUAACGUCUUAACAAAUAGUUUUUUCUCCAGUGAAUAGGGCACUUUUCAUGUACGGGAUGCUCGUGUUGAAUAAAAACUUUGUACCACUACGCGGAGUACGGUCUGAUGAUAACUCAUUCUUGCCCAUAUGUCAAACGGCUUUUGACGGGCAGCUAUUACUUUAAAAAAGCAUACCGACUGUGUGAUUUUGUUUUUCUCAUUCUUUUUUCCCCCUAAAAGUUUGUUUGGCAUAAGGAAUCAUUAUGAAUUCGAUAGUAAGGACACUUAAAAUUAUCGUCUGUUUGUUAUUGAUAAUUAAUUAUGGCAAAAUAAGCGCUUCCGAAAGUAAUACAACUACAGUUAAUAACUCGACGAUGGCUAAUAUCAAACAACUAUCGGUCAAUUUAACGGCAACUAAUACUUCUGUACCCCAAAAACCUCGGCAUCCGCGAAUUGUAAUUAUUGGCGCAGGACCAUCGGGUAUUGCGGCCGCAUCUAAAUUGUUUGAUGCUGGUUUCAAAAAUGUGACCAUAAUAGAAGCUGAAAAUCGUAUUGGUGGUCGAGUUCAUACGGUAGAAUUUGGCAACUACUUGGUCGAUCUAGGAGGCCAGUGGGUUCACGGAGAAAAGGAAAAUGUAGCUUACGAAUUGGCCGCUCCCUUGGGAUUGCUCGAAAAAACCGACAAACCUUACUACGGACUCUCGCAAAAGUUCUUCGACUCGCUGGGAAAUCCACUUGACGCGGAGACAGAAACCACCCUCUUGAAGUUUUAUUACAAGCACACUGUUGAAGACGAAGGCCCGGAAAAUAUUACUGCGUACAAAUCAGUUGGAGAAUACAUUGAUAAAAUGUUUGAUGUACAAUUUCAAAACAAUUCUAAAAUAUACGGAGAAAAGGCAAAGUACAUGCAUCAUUUCGAAGUGUUCCGAAACAGUUUGGAAUCCGCAGAAUCUUGGCACAACGUGUCCUUAGAGGACGGAGGGUACAAGGAGUGCGAAGGUGAUCAAAUGAUCAAUUGGAAGAAUCGAGGGUAUUCGACAAUACUUGAUAUAUUAAUGAAAAAAUUGCCCGACUCGUCAAAGGAACUACCGGUUUUGAAGCAUACUAUGUUGAAUACGACAGUUAUGGCGAUCGACUACAUACGUAACAGCGAAGGUCCUCCUGUCUUGAUUACCACGGAAAAUGGCCAAUUGUACGAAGCCGACCAUGUCAUAGUAACCGUUUCUCUAGGAGUGCUCAAAGAAAAGCACAAGUCACUCUUUAUACCUCCAUUACCGAAUGAAAAAGUCAAGGCCAUUGAGAAUCUUGGCUUUGGCAACGUAGCCAAGAUUUACGUUUUGUUUGAUAAACCAUUUUGGAAUUUAGGUGACAACAGGUGUUUGAUAUUUAAUUUCCUUUGGAACGACGUUGACAGACAAUCCAUUCAAAACAACACCGAAAAAUCAUGGGUAUUAGGAAUAUCUAGUGCAAUGAGUGUAGAGCACAAGCCCAAUUUAUUGGAAUUAUGGGUCACUGGAAAAUAUGCCAAGGCUAUGGAAGCCCUGCCCGAGGAAACAGUUUUUAAUCAUACCCAAGAAGUACUUCGGAAAUUUCUCGAUAAGAAUUUAAAAAUGACCGAACGCCUUGCUAUGCUGAGAACUAGGUGGUAUUCAAAUCGAAAUUUCAGGGGAACUUACAGCUAUCGGAGCACGAGUUCGCAAAAAGAAAAAGUUUUCCCUGAAAUGUUGGAAAAACCUGUGAAUCCUCAAAAUAUGACAGUAUUAUUUGCUGGUGAAGCUACGCAUACGAUCAGAUCGUCAACAGUAGACGGGGCAAUUGGUUCAGGAUGGAAAGCUGCAAACAGACUGAUAGAGCAUUAUAAGGAGAGACCGAAAAUUAUAAUCAUUGGUGGCGGUGCAGCAGGAAUUUCAGCUGCAUCAAAACUAUUUGGAAAUGGAUUUACUAACGUGACGAUUUUGGAAGCAGAGGAUCGUAUCGGCGGUCGCGUCCACACCGUCAAGUUUGGAAAUUAUUCCGUCGAUCUUGGCGGACAAUGGAUUCAUGGACAAAAGAACAAUGUGGCCUACAAUUUAGCCAACAAGUACGAUUUGGUUGAGGCAACGAGCGAUUUGAAAUUUAAACAAAAAUUCUUCGAUUCUCUUGGAAAUCAGUUAAAUAGCGACUUGUCAGAAAAUCUCACAAUCUUUGAGGGAAAAUACGUUUAUGACAUUGAAUUUCACAGCAACACGUCAGGCUUCGAAUCAGUCGGUGAAUAUGUAGAAAAAAUGUUCGAAGAAAAAUUUAAGAACAAUCCGGAGAUUACGAAGGAAAAGAAAAAGUACUUGAACAACAUGGAACUGUCAAGAAUAAGUUUCGAUUCGGCAGAUUCCUGGAACGACAUUUCCGCCAUUGACGAAGGUGGAUACAAGGUGUGCGAAGGCGACCAGUCGGUUAACUGGAAAGAGCGAGGAUACUCGACGAUUCUCGAUAUACUAAUGAAACGUUAUCCUGAUCCUGAAAAAGAAUUGCCAGUGCGAAACAACACGAUACUAAACACCGAAGUAAUAUCAAUUAAUUAUUCGAGUGACGAAGAAGGAAGUCCAUCAAUUUUAAUAACCACAAAAAACGGACAACAGUACGAAGCCGAUCAUGUCAUUGUUACAGUGUCACUGGGAGUCUUAAAGGAGAAACAUAAAAAGCUUUUCACUCCUCGACUGUCCGAUCAAAAAAUCGCAGCUAUUGAGGGUAUUGGUUUCGGCAAAGUAGCGAAAAUCUACUUUUUGUUUGACCAUCCGUUUUGGACGAAAGGCGAGGAGGAGGUUUUCGAAUUCGCUUUCGUGUGGAAUGACGAAGACCGAAAGAAGAUUGAAGCCGAUCUUGAAAAGAAAUGGGUCCUCGGGAUCUAUGGAGCGAUAAAGGUUGAGCACAAACCGAAACUGUUAACAUUGUGGAUAACGGGUGAGUACGUAAAAAUGAUGGAAGAACUUUCGGAAAACAAGGUAUUCGAGCACGCGGUGGAAAAUCUUCAUCGUUUUCUGGACAAAACUUACAACGUGACCGAACCCGUGGCGAUGGUUAGAACCCAGUGGUACAGCAAUCCACAUUUUCGAGGGACUUACAGUUACCGUAGCGUUGAAUCGCAGAGACGGAAGGUUUACUCGACGAUGCUAGAAGAACCAAUAACUAGCGAGAAACCGAGGAUUUUGUUCGCUGGAGAAGCUACAUCGAGAACGAGAUUUUCCACCGUCGAUGGGGCGAUCGGUUCCGGAUGGAAGGCAGCUGAUAGACUAAUAGAACACUAUCACUAGUUACCACGGAUUUUUUUCAACGAAAUAACGAGAAAUUAAUAUUUUACUCUUACUUAGUACUUUUUUUUAAUGAUGACUGAAGAUGGCCUUUCAAGCUUUCAAAAAAUUCGUUUAUGUCGCCAAGGCUUAAUAUAGUAUAAGUUUGAAAGAUUUUGAAAAAAAAGCAAGAAUUAAAAGAUA
Messenger RNA from Copidosoma floridanum, 3532 nucleotides. RefSeq names its product spermine oxidase. Gene Ontology annotation, molecular function: polyamine oxidase activity. The record is from RefSeq and is a predicted model, not a curated record. Lineage: Eukaryota; Metazoa; Arthropoda; Insecta; Hymenoptera; Encyrtidae.